Messenger RNA from Jatropha curcas, 2347 nucleotides. RefSeq names its product serine/arginine repetitive matrix-like protein. Gene Ontology annotation, cellular component: cortical microtubule. The record is from RefSeq and is a predicted model, not a curated record. Gene Ontology annotation, biological process: cortical microtubule organization. Lineage: Eukaryota; Viridiplantae; Streptophyta; Magnoliopsida; Malpighiales; Euphorbiaceae.
AGAGAAGGGGACACCGACUGUCAGAUUUACAAUUCCAAUUUCCAUAAACAAACUUACACCUAAGCACGGAUCUUAAAGCUGACACUUAACUACACCACAUCUCAGAUCUAAUGCUGACUCUCUCCCUCUCUCUCUCUCUCUCCCUCCCUCGCACUUUCUUCGAUGACGUAAAACAUAAAAUAAGGCUCCGAUGAUGAGGUUGUUGCCUCUUUCUCCUUGCAUCUACUGCACUCUUUCUCUCUGCAACAGAUCUUAUGACUUUCUCUCUCUCCGCCAUUCUUUUUGACGUUUAGAGAUGCUUUUGGCGGCGGAGGCGGCGGUUGCUCCUACUGAACUCUGCUACUCUACUUAAUUCGGCAAUGAUGAGUGGUAGGAAUAGUUUGAGAGAAUCUCUGGUCGGAGGAAGGAAAUUUCCGGCUGCAUCGCUUUCGCAGCAUCACCGCCGAGGUCAAAGUUUGAAUGGUUUAUCUAAAGAUUCUGACGAGAACUUGGAUCUUUUCUCCAAAAACCGCCGCAGUCUCUCAGUCGCCUCUUCUGAUGAAUCUUCCGAUGUUUCAGUCAAACUUGGGAGACUUUCGGUUGGAUCGGCCAAACUAGCAAAGAGCGGGAUUGAUGAUCUAUUGUCAUCCACAGAUGGUGGAAAACAUGAUUAUGACUGGCUUCUUACUCCUCCUGGAACUCCUCUCUUUCCAUCAUCUGAUGGCAGUGAGUCUCAACCAACUUCAGUCGCUCCGAGAAGUAGUUCCUUGGCUAGAUCAGCUUCUAGUGCCAAAACUUCAAGGCUUGCUGUCUCACAGUCAGAGAGUCACCAAUCCAUGAGACCAACUAGAAGUAGUUCACUGACUCGCUCUUCUAUAUCAUCUUCACAAUAUAGCACCUAUUCAUCAAAUAGAUCUUCUUCAAUCUUAAAUACAAGCUCAGCUUCAGUUUCAUCUUACACUAGACCAUCCUCUCCAAUUACCCGCUCUUCCUCUGCAGCAAGACCUUCUACUCCAUCUUCUGCAAGACCUUCCACUCCAUCUUCAGCAAGGCCUUCCACGCCAUCUUCCCGCCCAUCAGCUUCACGUUCAUCAACUCCAUCUAGAGCUCGUCCAGCCCCCGCCAACAAUUUAAUUGACAAGACUCGACCAACCCAAAGUUCAAGACCUUCUACUCCAAGUUCUAGAGCACAAAUUCCUGCAAGCUUAAAUUCAACUGCUACUCGAUCUAAUUCUCGUCCAUCUACUCCCACGCGUCGGAGUCUAGUAUCUUCUGUGCCAGCCUCAAGUCCUUCAACUUCAGCUGGGCGUGUUCUUUCAAAUGGGCGCGUUACUGCACCGUCAUCCCGACCAAGUUCCCCAGGCCCUCGACUCCGAUCUCCACAACAGCCAGUUGUUCCUCCUGAUUUUCCCCUUGACACACCUCCAAACCUCAGAACAACUUUGCCAGACAGGCCACUUUCUGCUGGGAGGUCCCGGCCAGGUGCUGCCAUUACUGCGAAGGGGAGCCCAGAAACUACAAGCCCAGCUAAUGUAACAAGAAGACAUUCAUCCCCCAUUGUCGUAAGGGGAAGACUCACAGAUGUCCCUGGUAAGGGUCGUGCAUCUUCCAAUGGGCAUGUUGCUGAUUUAUCCGACUCUCGAAAAGCCUCACAUGUGUCAGAUUUAGGAAUGCGGAAACCUGUUAAAUCAUCUUCAACAGUCACAGAUAGUACUGGGUUUGGGAGGACAAUAUCUAAGAAGUCUCUGGAUAUGGCUAUCAGGCAUAUGGACAUAAAAAAUGGCACUGGAGGCACUCGGGUACUUUCAGGCACCACCCUUUUCCCUCAGAGCAUUCGAUCUUCUUCCAAAACACAAUCUGUACGUUCUGUAAGUGCUCCAGAAUCCAUUAGCAAUGGAGAUAUUUUGGAGAAUGGAAACCAUAUUAGCAGAGCUGCAGAAAUUGUAACUGAAGCAAAUGAUGGUCGAUACACUGCAAAAUUGAGUGAAGUUGACAUCUACGAAAGCUCGCGUUAUGAUGCAAUAUUACUGAAAGAGGAUUUGAAGAACACAAACUGGCUGCACAGUAUUGAUGAUAAAUCCGAUCAAGGAUCAAUCUUUGAUAAUGGAUUUGAGCCUCUGCCUGAACCAUUUGGCCUAUUAUAACAUCUGAAAAUUGGGAGUUUAUUUUUUGAAGAUAUUUAAUUUUUUAUAAAAAUUUAUUUCUUAUUCUCGUUAAUUAUUUACUUGGAAAGAAUGAAAUGUGUCGACUUUUAUCGCAAAGAACUUGUAAAGUGAAGAGGCAUUCCUUGCAUUCUGCAAUGAGAUUAAUGGUUUCACUGUUGAUCGUUUUAUCUAAUUUAUAAUGUAUACAAAAUAUAUGUUUUAAA